AAAAAACAUAAGAAUAUAAGAUUCGACGUUGCAACCCUGGACGACGCGGAACAUUAUAAAUUUUUUAUCAACAAAAAUGGUUGUGCCAACUGUCAAACUCAACAAUGGUUGCACGAUUCCAAUAGUCGGAUUGGGUACUUGGAAGUCAAAGCCUGGCGAGGUGAAGCAAGCAGUUGUUGAAGCCAUCACUGCUGGCUACAGGCACAUUGACUGUGCCUUCGCUUAUGGAAACGAAGAAGAAGUCGGAGCAGGAAUCAAGCAGAAGAUUGACGAUGGCACUGUCACCAGGAAUGAUUUGUUCAUCACAAGCAAGGUGUGGAAUACAUUUCACAGCUUCAACAAGGUGGAAGAAGCUAUUCGACAAAGUCUGAAAAAUUUGGGGCUCGACUACCUGGACCUUUACCUCAUUCACUGGCCGAUGGGUUACCAAGAGAACACUGUGCUCUUUCCAAAAGAUGAUGAAGGGAAAUUUAUCUUCUCUGAUGUUGAUUACUUGGAAACGUGGAAAGGUUUAGAACACUGUGCAAAACUCGGUCUGACAAAAUCCAUCGGAAUGUCAAAUUUCAACAGCCUGCAGCUCAAGAGAAUUUUGGAAAAUGCAACAAUCAAACCGGUUGUGAAUCAGGUCGAGUGCCACCCAUACUUGAAUAACUCGAAACUCAUUCAAUUCUGCAAAGAGCACGACAUAGUCGUCACAGCUUACAGCCCACUAGGUUCACCCGACAGACCAUGGGCCAAGCCUGAAGAUCCCGUCAUUUUUGAAGACCCAAAAUUGAAAGAAUUGGCACAAAAGUACAACCGUUCGCCAGUUCAAAUCAUUUUGCGCUUUCAAACGCAGCGUGGUGUAGUAGUCAUUCCCAAAUCGGUUACCAAAGAACGUAUCGUUGAUAAUCUGGACUGUACCGAUUUCGAAUUGACUGAAGAGGAUGUCAAGUACAUCGAAACAUUCGAUUGCAAUGGACGAGUUUGCGCCCUUGAUUGGGUUAAAGAUCACCCAUUCUAUCCAUUCAACGUUGAAUUUUAAAACGAUAUUAUUGGAGGUUGUCGACAGUUGUUGGUUAUUAACUCAAAGAUUGUUAUUAUAAUGGGAUAGAAUUAGAAUUUGAUAAUUUUUUCAAUACAAAGGUUUAUGGAUUUGAUAUUCAAA
Messenger RNA from Daphnia pulex (common water flea), 1147 nucleotides. Its product is annotated as aldo-keto reductase family 1 member B7-like. Gene Ontology annotation, molecular function: aldose reductase (NADPH) activity. The transcript has 6 exons. The coding region runs from base 77 to 1024 and encodes 315 amino acids. Gene Ontology annotation, cellular component: cytosol. Lineage: Eukaryota; Metazoa; Arthropoda; Branchiopoda; Diplostraca; Daphniidae. The record is from RefSeq and is a predicted model, not a curated record.